Cannabis sativa is the source of this 558-nucleotide messenger RNA. RefSeq names its product putative disease resistance RPP13-like protein 1. NCBI's taxonomy places the organism in Eukaryota, Viridiplantae, Streptophyta, Magnoliopsida, Rosales, Cannabaceae. The coding region runs from base 1 to 558 and encodes 185 amino acids. The transcript has a single exon. The record is from RefSeq and is a predicted model, not a curated record.
AUGGGAAGCUUGAUCAAACUGCGUUACUUAGAUAUUGACAAUGUACCUUUGAAAGAGAUGCCGCAACCAAUCAGUCAAAUGAAAUGCUUGCAGUUCUUACCAAAGGUAGUAUUGAGUGACAAAUAUAAGGUUGAUGGGUUUAAAAUUACAGAGUUAGCAGAAGCUGAGUAUGUACGCGAAGGGCUUUGCAUUUUGGGUUUGGAAAAUGUUAAUGAUGCAACAGAGGCUUCAAAGGCUAAUUUAAAGGAUAAGAACAAUGAUGAUGAGGCUGAAAGUUCGCAAAAAGAAUUAGAUGUACUGGACGCACUUCGACCCCAUACAAACUUGAAGCAUCUUGUGAUUGAAAGUUAUAGAGGUACAACAUUCUCGAACUGGAUUACUGAUUAUGCUUUUUCCAAUUUAGUAUCCGUCUAUUUGAAAAAUCGUAAAAGCUGUUGUUAUACACCACCACUCGGACGAGUAGCUUCUCUAAAAUAUCUCACAAUCGAUGGAUUGGAUAGUGUGUUUGCAAUAGGUGAUGAGAUUGAUAGCAUUGUUCCUCUCAAUUCAUUUGUUUAG